UCCCGCUCCACCCUAUUAAACCUAACCCACACAGAGACGUUGAAGCCAAGUUAAUUUUUCUCUAGCAAUGGCGGCUCCAAGUCUUUUAUCUCAAACCUUAAUUGUCAACUCCUCAAAAUCCCCUACUCAGUAUAGUUUCUUUUCAAAUCCCGUUUUACACUUCAAGCUCAACUCUUCUCCAAGAAUCUCCACUAUAAGCAUUAAGGCAGUGCUUUCCGUUCCAGUGCCAAAAGCCCAGAAAUUUCAGCACUGUUUUACAAAACCUGAAGAUGGGUUUUUGUACUGUGAGGGAAAUAAGGUUGAGGACAUUAUGAAGGUUGUGGAAAAGAGGCCUUUUUAUCUAUACAGCAAGCCCCAGAUUACUAGAAAUGUUGAGGCAUAUAUAGAGGCUUUGGAGGGUCUGAAUUCAAUUAUUGGGUAUGCUAUUAAGGCUAAUAACAAUUUAAAGGUUUUGGAGCAUUUGAGGAAGUUGGGAUGUGGGGCAGUUUUAGUUAGCGGGAAUGAACUCAAAUUGGCUCUCCAUGCUGGUUUUGAUCCUACAAGAUGUGUUUUUAACGGAAAUGGAAAAAUAUUGGAGGAUCUUGUUCUAGCUGCCCAAGAAGGUGUUUUUGUAAACAUUGAUAGCGAAUUUGAUCUGGAAAACAUUGUAAGCGCGGCAAGAAUUGCCGGAAAGAGAGUUAAUGUGUUGCUUCGGAUAAACCCAGAUGUUGAUCCUCAGGUCCAUCCAUAUGUUGCCACUGGAAACAAGAACUCAAAGUUUGGCAUCCGAAAUGAGAAGCUUCAGUGGUUUCUGGAUGCGGUGAAGGCACAUCCAACUGAAUUAAAACUCAUCGGUGCCCAUUGCCAUCUCGGGUCUACCAUUACAAAGGUAGACAUUUUCAGAGAUGCUGCAGCCUUAAUGGUAAACUACAUUGAUCAAAUCCGUGCCCAAGGAUUUGAAAUUCAUUAUUUGAACAUUGGAGGUGGACUUGGAAUUGAUUACUAUCAUACUGGAGCUCUACUUCCCACUCCUAGGGAUCUUAUCGAUACUGUAAGAGAAUUGGUUCUUUCAAGAGAUCUCAAUCUCAUAAUUGAACCUGGAAGAUCGCUUAUUGCAAAUACUUGUUGCUUCAUCAAUCGUGUCACUGGAGUUAAGACAAAUGGGUCAAAAAAUUUUAUUGUUAUUGAUGGAAGCAUGGCAGAACUUAUUCGCCCAAGUUUAUACGGAGCUUAUCAGCACAUAGAGUUGGUUUCCCCUACUUCCCCAGAUGCUGAGGUUUCAACGUUUGAUGUUGUGGGACCGGUUUGUGAGUCCGCGGAUUUCUUGGGGAAGGAUAGGGAACUUCCCACACCAACAAAGGGUGCAGGCCUUGUAGUUCAUGAUGCAGGUGCGUACUGCAUGAGUAUGGCUUCCACUUACAAUCUCAAGAUGCGUCCUCCGGAAUAUUGGGUUGAGGAGGAUGGAUCUGUGUCCAAAAUCCGGCAUGGGGAGACAUUUGAAGACCAUAUAAGAUUCUUUGAUGGGCUUUAACUGAUUAAAAAAUAAUAAUAGUAUGGCUGGCGUUGAUCGCCAUUUUUAGUGGGCGAGGAUCUGUAAUGUUGCUGCAAUUACUGCUAGUGGAUCUCUAUGGGGGGCCCUUCCCCGUUUUUUGAAACCGAGAUGUGUUGUUUAUGUUCUUCAAAGUUGUCCCGUUUUCGUAUAUUAAAAUGAUGAGAAAUUGCCCUAAAAAGGAGUAAAUGAGGUUUGGAAUUCCAUAAUAGAUUUUGGAAUAGGAGUCGUUAUUGCCAUGAUUGAAAAAUACUGUCAUUAAUUAUAAUAAGUAUUGUCAUGUUAAAUGCACAAC
This is a messenger RNA of Cuscuta europaea, 1823 nucleotides long. The record is from the annotation of a GenBank genome assembly. Lineage: Eukaryota; Viridiplantae; Streptophyta; Magnoliopsida; Solanales; Convolvulaceae.